AUGAAUGAGAAGAACCAGACGUGGGUCAAUGAGAUGACUCUCUUGGGAUUUCAGAAUCUCCACAACUUCAAGGUUCCCCUGUUCUCUCUGUUCCUUCUGAUUUACAUUCUGACAGUUUGGGAGAACGUCCUCAUCAUAGUGUUGGUGGCCUUCAGCCGGAACCUCCACUCCCCCAUGUACUUCUUUCUCCAACAACUGUCCCUCACUGAUCUACUGGAGUCCUCAAAUAUUGUACCAACCUUGCUCUUAUCUGUAAUAAAUAAUGGACACAAAAUAUCCCUUGUUGGUUGUAUAACACAAUUGUAUUUUUGGGGUGUUUCAGAAAUUUUUGAGUGCAUCCUUCUAGCAGUAAUGUCCUAUGACAGAUAUGUGGCCAUCUGCAUCCCCCUGAGAUACACUUCUAUAAUGUCUACUAACGUUUGUUUUCAAUUCAUUCUUGUGGCUUGGGCUCUUGGCUUUGGCAUUACAGUGAUUUCAUUGGUUCUCAUGGGGAGACUAAAGUUCUGUGACCGAAAUACCAUUAAUCAUUUCUUCUGUGAUUUAUCUCCCCUUCUGGAGCUUUCCUGCUCAGAUACUUUCUUAGUGCAAAUAGAAGGAAUGAUAGUGUCUUUAAUAUUGGCUGUUACCCCCUUAAUACUCAUCAGUGUAUCAUAUAUGUGUAUUGCCCAUGCAAUCCUAAAGAUAGUGUCCCAUACCGGGAGGCAAAAAGCCUUCUCCACCUGCAGCUCCCACUUGGCCGUGGUCUCCUUAUAUUACGGAGCUAUAAUCGCUAUUUAUGUGGUUCCCUCCACAGAACAAUCCCAAAUCCUGAGCAAAGUUCUCUCUCUCAUAUUCACGUUGGUGAUCCCUAUGAUUAACCCGGUUAUUUACAGCCUGAGAAGUGCAGAUAUCAAAAACAUUCUUAGCAAAACAAAAGAAUAA
Molecule: messenger RNA, 921 nt
Organism: Xenopus tropicalis (tropical clawed frog)
Lineage: Eukaryota; Metazoa; Chordata; Amphibia; Anura; Pipidae
Gene: or11an8
Product: olfactory receptor family 11 subfamily AN member 8
Exons: 1
Coding region: 1-921 (306 amino acids)
Biological process (GO): signal transduction; G protein-coupled receptor signaling pathway; detection of chemical stimulus involved in sensory perception of smell
Cellular component (GO): membrane; plasma membrane
Molecular function (GO): olfactory receptor activity; G protein-coupled receptor activity
Source: RefSeq, a predicted model, not a curated record